Salvia hispanica is the source of this 840-nucleotide messenger RNA. RefSeq names its product CASP-like protein 2A1. The record is from RefSeq and is a predicted model, not a curated record. Lineage: Eukaryota; Viridiplantae; Streptophyta; Magnoliopsida; Lamiales; Lamiaceae.
AGUAGCCUUUCCUCAUCUCUCACUCUCUUCACAACUCACAACUAAUUACUUUGCUUUGUCUUCACCACAUAUUUUUCGCAAUCCAUGGGGAAAACUGAAGUUGCCUCUUCUGCGGCAGAGGACGACGGUGGUAGCCCCACCAUGCGCACGGCAGAGACGCUGCUGCGAGUCCUUCCCAUGGCCCUCUGUCUCGCGGCUCUCGUCAUCAUGCUCAAGGACACUCAGACCAACGAAUUUGGCACUUUGUCCUAUUCCGAUCUUGGGGCUUUCAGAUAUUUAGUGCAUGCAAGUGGUGUCUGCGCCGGCUAUUCGCUUCUGUCGGCCGUUUUUGCGGCGGUGCCGCGACCGUCUACCUUGUCCCGGGCUUGGGCCUUCUUUCUCCUUGACCAGUUGCUGACUUACAUAAUACUAGCGGCCGGAGCCGUAUCGACGGAGGUCGUGUAUCUAGCGUACAAGGGCGACAAAUCGGUAACAUGGAGCGAGAGCUGCGGCUCGUACGGUGGCUUCUGCAGGAAGGCAACAGCAUCGAUCGCGCUCACGUUCAUCGUGACUCUUUGCUACGCAGGGCUCUCCCUCCUCUCAUCUUACAGGCUCUUCAGCAAGUAUGAUGCACCAGUUGCCUACUCUACUACCAAAGGAAUUGAGGCUGCCACUUGCAACGCCUGAUUUUCCUGCUUAAUUACACGUUUAAUUCUCUAAUAAAAGUCAUCAACAUCAUUGUACAACUAAUAAAUUAAUGUAAUCAUUUCAAUUGGGCUUUCAAUAUUAGUAAUAACAUGUCUAUACUUUGUAUCGAUACAUAUGUGGCGUUGAUAUUCAAGUGUGAAUUCGUUUGUGUGA